AUGGUGGAACAAGAGGACCCCAACAAGCUUGCUACCAGCUGGCCUGAUUACUAUAUUGACCGCAUCAACUCCAUGGCAGCUAUGCAGACACUAUUUGCUUUUGAUGAAGAGGAAAUGGAGAUGAGAAACAAGGUGAUAGAGGAUCUAAAGACAGCCCUCCGGACUCAACCAAUGAGGUUUGUGACGCGCUUCAUCGAGUUGGAUGGCUUGACGUGUCUUCUGAACUUCCUGAAGAGCAUGGAUUAUGAAACCUCAGAGAGCCGCAUACAUACAUCCAUCAUCGGCUGCAUCAAAGCCUUGAUGAACAACUCCCAGGGCCGUGCCCAUGUACUGGCCCACCCCCAGAGCAUAAACACUAUCUCCCAAAGCCUCCGCCAGAACAACAUCAAGACCAAAGUGGCUGUGUUGGAGAUCCUGGGUGCUGUUUGCUUGGUGCCUGAUGGGCAUAAGAAAGUAUUACAGGCAAUGGUACACUACCAGAAGUAUGCUGCAGAGAGGACUCGCUUUCAGUCUCUUUUGAACGAGCUGGACAGAAGUACAGGACACUACAAGGAUGAAGUAAAUCUGAAGACAGCCAUCAUGUCAUUCAUAAACGCUGUGCUGAAUGCUGGGGUUGGAGAGGUCAGUCUAGAGUUUCGCCUUCAUCUUAGGUAUGAGUUUCUGAUGUUAGGAAUUCAGCCAGUCAUUGAGAAGCUGAGAGCACAUGAUAAUGUCACGCUCGACAGACAUCUGGACUUUUUUGAGAUGGUGCGGAAUGAGGAUGAGUUAGAACUGGCCAAACGCUUUGACAUUACACACGUGGACACCAAGAGUGCUGGGCAGAUGUUUGAGCUGAUCAAGAAGAAACUGAGCAACACAGAUGCCUACCCCCACCUUCUAUCUAUCCUAAAGCACUGCCUCCAAAUGCCAUAUAAACGUGGUGCAGGCAGUAUACAGCAAUGGCAACUUUUAGACCGCAUCCUUCAGCAAAUUGUUCUACAAGAUGAGAAGGGAGAAAAUCCAGAUGUUUCACCCCUGGACAAUUUCAACGUUAAGAACAUCAUUAGAAUCUAUGGAAAGCCACGCAUGUCAAGGCUUGUCAAUGAGAAUGAAGUCAAACAGUGGCGAGACCAAGCCGAAAAGUUCAGAAAAGAGCAUGUAGAGCUGAUGGCUCGGCUGGAAAGGAAAGAAAGAGAGUGUGAGACCAAGACACAAGAGAAGGAUGAUAUGAUGAAGACACUCAACAAGAUGAAGGACAAACUGCAGAAAGAAGGAGUGGAGUUGCGCUUUGCCAGGGAGCAAGUAUUUGACCUGUCCUCCCUCAUUAGCGACAUUUCAAAUGGUGGUGGUCAUUUACCUGUUGCCCCUCCGCUUCCUGGGAGCCCGAUUCCAGCACCUAUGAUGAUGGAUAACUUCCCUCCUCCUCCACCUAUUGCUUUUUCCAGCCCACCCCCACCACCUCCUCCACCUCCCCCAGGGGGUCCUCCACCUCCACCUGGGGCCCCGCCCAUCUUUUCUGGGAUUCCAUCUCCACCUGGACCUGCUUCCAUUAGCUCCACAACCAACCUACACACAAAGAGCAUCCCACAACCUUCACAACCACUAAAAUCAUUUAACUGGUCCAAACUGGGAGAGAACAAGAUCACUGGUACCAUCUGGUAUGAGAUUGAUGACAGAAGGGCCUUUAAAGUUCUUGACCUAAAGGACAUUGAGAAGAUGUUUUCAGCUUACCAGAGGCAGCAAGAGUUGCUCACUAACCAAUCCUUCAAGCAGAAAGAAACAGGAUCCAUGGAUGACCUUUAUCUGAGUUCACGCAAAGUCAAAGAGCUGUCUGUUAUUGAUGGACGGAGGGCCCAAAACUGUGUCAUCCUGCUUUCCAAGUUAAAAAUGAGCAAUGAAGAGAUAAAGAGAGCCAUUCUGGAGAUGGAUGAGAGGGAGGAGCUGGCUAAAGACAUGUUAGAGCAGCUGCUGAAGUUUGUUCCUGAGAAAAGUGAUAUUGACCUUCUGGAGGAACACAAACAUGAGCUUGAGCGUAUGGCCCGGGCUGACCGCUUCCUGUUUGAGAUGAGCAGAAUCGACCACUAUCAACAGAGGCUCCAGUCUCUUUUCUUCAAAAAGAAGUUUGCAGAGCGCCUAGCAGAAAUAAAACCAAAGGUUGAAGCUAUUCUGUGUGCGUCACGUGAGGUGAUGAGAAGUAAGCGCCUGACACAGGUUCUGGAAGUGGUUUUGGCAUUCGGGAACUUCAUGAACAAAGGACAGAGGGGCAACGCAUAUGGUUUCAAAGUGUCCAGCCUCAACAAGAUCAUAGACACCAAGUCAAGUAUAGACAGGAACAUCACCAUGCUGCAUUACCUGAUCAUGAUCUUUGAGAAGAAUUACCCAGACAUCCUCAAUAUUCAACAGGACUUGGCCUCUAUACCAGAAGCUGCCAAAGUCAAUCUGGCUGAGCUGGAGAAGGAAGUGUUCAUCAUUAGGAGUGGCCUGAAAGCUCUGGAGACGGAGUUACGAUACCAGCAGAGCCGAGCAUGUGACCGGGGAGACAAGUUUGUCCCAGUGGUCAGUGACUUCAUCACAGUUGCUAGCUUCAGCUUCUCUGAACUCGAGGAACUACUCACUGAAGCCAAAGAUAAGUUUUCUAAGUCUCUGAAUCAUUUUGGAGAGGAGGAAGGUUGCAUGCAACCAGAUGAGUUUUUUGGAAUAUUUGACAUCUUCAUGCAGUCGUUCUGCGAGGCCCGACACGACCUGGAGAACAUGCAGCGACGCAAAGAGGAGGAAGAGAGGAGAAUGCGCAUGGAGGCCAUGCUGAAGGACCAGCGGGAGCGAGAAAGGCGAGCAAAGAAAAGCACCGGAGGGAGUGUGUCAGAGGAGGUGGGGGAGUUUGAUGAUCUCGUAUCGGCGCUUCGCUCAGGUGAAGUCUUCGACAAGGACUCUAAACUUAAACGCAACCGCAAGCGCUCCGUCAACCAGCUGGCGGACUGUGGGGGUCGUGAAAGACCAGUCAACAAGGUGAACUAUUGACCUCAGUGAAUACAGUCAGAAGGAGUUUGGAUUUUUAUAUUUACAGACUUACAGAGAACUCUCUUGAAAUGCCAUACACUGCCCUCUAUUUUCAUUUUGCUCAGACCAGUAAAACGGACAAGCUCAAAGAUGGACAGGCUCACUGCUCACAGAUGUGAAGGAUGCCCUUUGAUCUCUCUCUUCUUGUUUCUGCCUGUUCCUCUUUCUUGAUAUGUACAGUCACUCACACUGAUCUCUUACUCUUGUUUGUUUUUUGUGGUGAAAUGCAUAACCUGAGUUACAGUUUGGAAGAGCAGUUCAUCUGAGUCACUUGUAUAAUCCAUAUGGUUAUCCUUCUAAUCUGCCAAGGUUAUUGUCCUUUCUUGGCCACCCAUUUCAAUGCUCUAAUUUUAGGAGAUUAAGAAAUUUGGUACCUCUAAUCUUCCGUUCCAACUGUGCUUUUGAAUUUAAAAAAUGCAGCUGGUGCUUCCUUAACAUAAAAAUGAAGGAAAAAAAGAAAAUAUUGUUCAGUCCUGGAUGUUGGAAUUACCACAGAGGCAAUAUGACACUGUGGAUGCAGCCUUACAGGUUGGGAUUCUCCUUCCCCAAGUGCCUCUAUACAUUAAUGGCAUUCCAAGGACUACCUCCUGUACGGAGAUACUGAUGAGAGAGAAGAGCACUUUCACAAAGUCACACAAAGAAUAUGAAAGUCGUAAGUCAAAAAAAUACGCUGACUGUAUUUAAUGGCAGUAAUUAAAUGAACCUGUUAGAUUGUCAUACUUUAUGAUGUUCUCAUCUGUCAUAUACAACUGCGCCUUUUAUCCAAAUGCCCUGAAAUUGCAUUCUAGGAAGGAAGGUACCAUGAAAUUCAGUUUAAAAAAGCAGUUAUCUAUGAGCAGGUACUACCAUGUGUCUUCGUCACUUCUUUAGGUUAACAUAUUGAACCUUUGGGCCUUGAUAAUAUUUAACAAAAUUAUGUCUUACAUAUUUUACUAUCUAAAUGUGUAUAAAGAAACGCUAGGUACCCAGGUCUGGAAAAAAGUUGUCUCCAGAAUCUUGAUUUGUAGAGAGAUCCACUGAAUUUUAGACUUUGUUCUCAAGGUCAACAUUAUGUAACCUACUUUGGUUUUCUUAUAUUUUGUUGGGGGUUUUUUUUAUAACAUGUACCUGUAUAUUAAGUAGCUGUAGUCAGGACAAAGGUUGCAGAUGUAUAUACAAUGACCUUGUAGUUGGCAUGGUGUGGCAGAGAAAAUGGUGUUAGAGACAGGGAAAACGAGAGGCCUCUGAUAUGGAAUUAGACACAUAUAUGAAGGCAAUGAAUGCAAACAUUUGAAGGGGAAAUGUAAAUUCCAGUGAGAUGGUGAUUAUGGACUGAGGAAAAAAUUUACCCCAUGCAAGUUUCAUUGCAGCAGUCUGAGGCCUCCUGUUUCCUCUGUCCAUAUGGGGUCAUAGUGGGCGUUCUGAAUAAGGUGAUUGUGUUUAUCUUUUAAGAGAUAAAAGUUAAAUAUGGACACGCAUGAUGUUAAUUGUCCAUUUUUGUGGGUACAGCUCUGCCCCUUCUGACCCUGCUUAAGGAACAAGAAGGGUGUCUGUGAGUGCAGUGCUUGUGGUAUAUCAAUAUUUCUUUGAGCCAGUAAGAUAAUUUAUUAACAGUCCAAAAAUAUACAAGCUUUACCACUAAGCUUACAAGUGCCAUAACAAUGGGCCUGUGCAGACAUUCUCUCCUUUCUCAAGAGUAUCAGCUCAUGUGUACUUAAUUAGAUUUAACGACUGAAAGUUGUAUAUUUGUUUGUUUGUUUAUUUGUUUUAAUACCAAAAAUAGGAAUUGUAGUCCUGUCUGUAUUGUCACUUUUUCAUGACUAAUGGCUUGAGAUUGCUUAAUACAAGAAGUUACUAUUUUUGUACAACAAACAGUUCAUUCCAGGUUUGACCUGAAAAGUGCAGAGAGUUUUGACUGGGACAUUUAAAAAAGAAAAGAAAAAAAAAUUGCCCACUGAAAUCUGAGCAUUUGUAAUUAGUUUAAUUGCACUUCCUAAGGAUUCCCCAUAGAGGCUCUUAUUAGAUCUUAUGGCAAAGCCCUAGUCUUGAGCUGCUUAAUUGGAGAUCAUGAAUAAUUAA
Molecule: messenger RNA, 5094 nt
Organism: Cyprinus carpio (common carp)
Lineage: Eukaryota; Metazoa; Chordata; Actinopteri; Cypriniformes; Cyprinidae
Product: disheveled-associated activator of morphogenesis 2-like
Exons: 25
Coding region: 1-2997 (998 amino acids)
Biological process (GO): actin cytoskeleton organization; negative regulation of oligodendrocyte differentiation; positive regulation of canonical Wnt signaling pathway
Molecular function (GO): small GTPase binding; actin binding
Source: RefSeq, a predicted model, not a curated record